CAACAAAGGAAAAAUAUUUAUCAAAGAAAAACCUACGCAGGAGAAAUAAUAACUAAAUAGCAUAUCUUCUAAAAUCAGCAAUAUAAGAAAAAAUGUCAAAUAACCAUUAUGUUAGCCUGUCGCAUGUUUGAACCAAUUACAAAAUAUCAGUUACGUUUGAGACGGCGUUACAGUAUCUAUUACAAGUUUUGUAUGCAUAUUUGACCAGGAAGUGCGUCAAGGUUGGUUGGUUUCGUGUAUAAGUAGCUGAACCACACACACAACAAAUCUGCUUUCGGGUAACGACGUUAUUUUAACAGACGAACCAUUGAAUAUUCGAAAUGCAUAUGUUCACUCCUCCUGAAGUCAUGCAAGGAUACAUUUCUUCAAAACGUAUCUUUGAAGCUUGAAAUGAUUUCACUUUUAGCAUAAUUCUCAUAGUUCACUAGCAGCAGAACAAUCAUAUAACAAUUGAACAUGCAUAACUCACUAUAAUAUAAUACCCGUAGAUCAAAGUAAUACACUACUCACAAACCAUUUUGUUUUAUACUAUCCUUGGUACAAAUGCAAAACAACACUCGCAGCUGAUUACCAACAUACUGUAAUGCUUGCAGCUCAUUAGUAACUUAAUGUGAAUAGCUCAGUAGUAAUAUUCUAAUUAUAACUCACUAGAAAACAUAUUGCUACAGCUCACAUUCAACAAAAUGCUCAUAGCUCACCCGUAACAAAAUACCAAAAGCUAGCACGAAAAUUGAUACAUGUAGAUCACUAGAAAGAAUACACAGAGCUCACUAGAGACAAUAAACAUAGCUUACUUGUGACAAUACUGGUAGCUCACUAAUAACAUUAUAUCAAAGCUCUCUCGAAACAUAACAAACAUAGAUAAUUGAAUCGUGAUAUAACUUUAAUUACAUAAUAGUACAGUUCACUAGAUCACACCUCAAACUCGAAGCUCAUUAGUAACACAUCGUUAUUGACUAAAAAUCUAACAUCCUUUGAUGAUUAGAAACAUUGCAUUCAUAAGUCAAUGGUAGCUCAAUAUAUAUCUCACCAGAUCGCUUUCACAUCAAUUAGUAACAAAAACUCAUGAUUCUGUUUGCCGCUUUACACCUGAAUUGUAGCUACAUUUAUGAAAGUGAGAUUGUUGUCUAUAUUUAGAUAAAUCCAGUUUUUAUGGAAACCAAAAUUAUCUCUAACAUAUUUCUUUUUCUGUCCUUUCACAUUAAUUUUAAUACGACAUACACUAUUUUAUAAGCUUAUACUUUUGUAAUGUCCUCCUUCACACAAUGUUGUAACAUGUAAUAAUCAUUCGAAAACGUGAGCCCACGCGACCAUUAUUUGAAAAAUAAAAUCGAAUUGAGAUAAGAGGUGAAUCUAUGUAUACGGUUACCGGCAAUCCUAUCUCCGAUCUAUUCAUGUAAUGAGUAGUAACAUGCUUUAAACAUAUGUAUCAUAUAUAUAGACUAUUGUGACCAACACAUGCAUCGUACAUCCACAGUAGUACACACAUACACGAAAACAUGGCAAAUACAAAAUACAUGUUUGUACAUAAGAAACUACCGAGACGACGUGCAGGGAUUAAUUUAGGAGCAGGUCCAAGGCAGGGGUCAAGGAGGCCGGAAGCAGGAUAAUUUUCCAGAGGGUAAAUCGCAAGAACUAUAAUAUCUGACGAACUGCUGGACUGUGCAAGUGACAUGCAAGAAGUGCCUCUUCAGGUCGUUGGUGCAGAGGGAAAUCCCUCAGGCGAUACGCCGAAGUCCAACGCACUAGCCUUUCGAAUAUCUAUAUGGCGUUUCCUCUGCUGUACGCUGCCAAUUGUCCUUUGUGCUGCUGUUUCAAUAAUAUCGGUUCAUGUCUGCAAGAAUCAAGGCUAUCCUUACGGGGCAGGAAUUGCAGCAGUGUGCGCCAUAGGAGUAUAUAUCUUCAAUCUCUGCCUAGUAGCCGCGAUGGUUAUCUCUCUCAUUAGCAUGCGAUGUCAAUCUUUUACAGACGCAGCAUUGGCCAAAUCAUCAAAUGGGACAAAGGCAGUCCAAGCCAUCAACAUAUUAAAUCUGUUUCUGUCAAUUGUGUUGGCUGUGGUCGUGAUUUGUAUCGUUACUUUGGAACAUAGGAGAUAUUAUAUUGGCGAACCUUGAAUAACGUUGCAUUGCACUGAUUUACAUCGACGUGUAGUAAAAUAAGGCUGUCUCUAUCUUAUCAUGAUUAGUAGAAAGGAGGACAUAUUGAUAACGAGUGACUUUGAAAGACUUCUAAAGACAUUAUUAGGCAAGUUUAGAACAAUUUCAUAUCUGAAUAUCACUUGAUUAAUAUAUUGGUAAGUUGAAAGCAUGGCGCAAAGUUUAUCCAUACUUAUGUAUAUAAUAUUGAAAUUAUAUGUACAUUUCGGCCACCUGUAAUUUGUAUAUAAAGAUCAUACAAAAUAUGUAUCUGUUGCUUAAUCCUGCUGUCAAUAGUCAUACAUGAACAAUUUCUUAUUAUUAUAUAGAAUUACGUUAAUCCCGGUUCUACAGCUAUACUAGGUCACCCUGCUUAGUAAAUAAUCUGAGACGGGAUUAUUGUGCUAUUAAUUGACACCUACUUAAGUGAUGAAACUUCAUAGAAACAUUAUAGAAACAUUAUUGAAACAUUAUCGUAGAAAAGUAUCUGACAAAACCUCUACGAGAAUUUUUGUUUCAAAUAUUCUAAAACAUGCAGUUUAAAUGUGUAAAUACAGAAAAAUUACAAAUGUGAUAUCGGGUUUGUUUAUUUGCAACUGUUGUGAAUUGUAUGAUUAUAACCCUAACUAGCCGGAUAUAACUAAACCAGAAGUGUGGAAUGCUGACCAUACAUGUUUCGACAAUAAAAGACCGGUUAUUUUCCUACUAGUAAAAGUCAUACCACGUAACAAUAAAAUUGCUUGAGACAAAGUCAUAAACUCACCGUAGCUAAAUGUAAAAACUGCGGUUAAGAUUAUUAACGUGCGAAGCCUUUUUCCGGCUGCUACUUAUCUCACCAGAUGCAGGGUAGAAACCGUGAAUUCUCGAGGUGUCACGAGAGCAGAAUCCAACGAAUGGCGACUAUGUGUUCAAAGGGGUCAAAUGUUUACACAAUACUAUGUGAUCGACAGGGCAAAGGUAAUGUUUGUGCUUUCAUCUUAAUUGAUAAAGAUACAUUUCGUCACUUGGAUUGCUAAACGACUUUAUAAUUAAUUUAUGGAGUGGCGUUAACAAAACAAUAUCGUAAAAGCUUUGGGACAUGGGUGAUAUUAUAUAACUCCUUGCAUAAUUAACGUCACUUACGAAAAUAAAACUUUAUUCUUUUUUGUUUUAUAUUGUGGUGUCAUCAAUAUACAUUUCAGUAUUAUUUUGUUCCAUGCCAAAAAUGAUGCAAGACAGGUCAUUGGUUAUUCCAUAUUUAUUAGGUCGAUAGACCUGCAAAUACAUAGAUACACAAUCACCAUUCGCACACCGAUUCACACUUAAUAUUAAUCACCACGAAGUUAUAUAGAAAACUAAAGAAUGUUCACCUGUACAGCCAGUGACGGAGUGACGACAGGCCAGGUAAAUCGGACAGAGGGGGUGAGAGAUUGAACAGGUGCACGGGUUAGUUAAGAAAAACGUGUGCUUCACAACACAUGUAUCGCUACCUGUGCUGGUGCCUGAUGUGGGUCUGAUACUCGAUACCUAAGUUACAUAACCAUAACAUCCAUGACAAUUGAAUCGUGUAAGAUUUCAAUACUGCAUCGUAUAUGAUGAAUUCGAAAUUCAUGAAGAAAAGGGAGAAAUAAAGAAUUUCUGUCUGUCGAGUAUCAAUACAAUUUACAAAACAAUGUGCGGAUCAUGCAGUAUCACAGUAAAAAUUGAAUUUUGGAUUGCUUUGAGGAUAAAACAAUUCAGGAAGGUGAAAUCUUUCACAUUAUCUAAAUAUGGCAAACAUUAUAGUUUUGUACUAAAACGAUACGAUUUACUCGAUAAUGUCAUUGUUACAUUAUAAAAUCCUGUGAUACAAUAAUUUGAAGAGACAUACCAAACACAGCAGUACGGAGCUCUUUAGUAUUCAAAGUCAUUAUUUCAUUACAUGAUGUUACAGACCUCGGAAUAUGUUCCACAAGCAUAAGUGUUAUAAGAAUGAUAAGUUUAAAUGUUUAUAUCCUGGAAACGUGGAAAUCAAUACGAUUCUCUGAAAUGUUACAUUACGUAUUUAUUGCCAUUAUAAUAUAAUUCAUCACAUAUAAUUAGUCGUAUAGUGAAGAGAUACGAUACACUCUAUAUAUCAUUACAUCAAUCCUAUUAAAUGAUAACUGUUUACGUGAGAGCCAUGACACACUAAUUAAUCCUUUUCUGCAUGGACUCUUGACACAGAGCUGUAUUGUUUAUAACGGAGUGGAAUGAUCAACAAGUACAGUGCCGCUGUGAUGAUUACUACGCAAAAACAGCAUAAAUUAUUCUGAGUUACUCCAUUUUUUCCAGUCAUUUCAAAACAGCAAUGUCUGAAUACCACCAGUUUCCUAAUGAGGACUCCUGCCCCGGGUCUCCGUCUCUGCUGCAAGCAGAUCGUAGUGCUGACUGUCCUCCGCCAUAUUUUCCGCCUACAGACGAAGGAAACGCACAGUACACGUGGGGAGAUCGCCCGGCAUGUUAUCAGAGUGUGACGUCAAUGCAAAUUGAUGGCCCAAGACCGCCACCGUAUAGAGACAAUGAUACACUGCCACCAUAUAAUUUACAGGACACGGAGAAUGGACAUCCUACUAACAACGCCCCCACCAAUGACACAAGCGUAACCAUUCAACAACCUAAUGGCACUGAGCUACCCACAGUCACUUCUACUCCUAAUGAUUAUCUGGGCUGGUCCAUAUGUGGCUGUCUGUGUUGUGUGUGGUCGAUAGGAAUAUGCGCCAUUAUCUCUUCGUACGAUUCUCGUAGAGCAGCGUUCCAAGGAGAUAUGGUCAAUGCCAAAACCAGCUCUCUAUGUGCUUUGAGACUGAACUUCAUCAACAUGGUGCUCGGAGUUGUCCUAAUGACGUACUGUCUACUCAGGUUCGGCCUAGGUGUUUGAUCCCAAAGGCUACGUGUGAAUCAGUACAACAUGACAAUUAUGAUGGAUAAAUAAGAACAUAAUCGUAUAUGAAAGUAUAUAACAGAAUUAUAGAUGUGUGUAAUGUCAGGUCGAUAUAUAAAAUUGUAUGUACAUUCAGUGUAAGAACAGUAAUGCCAUUUAUACAGUGUGUGUUGUUUACUACACUAAAUGUAUAAUAAAGUUUCUCUC
Molecule: messenger RNA, 5223 nt
Organism: Mizuhopecten yessoensis (Yesso scallop)
Lineage: Eukaryota; Metazoa; Mollusca; Bivalvia; Pectinida; Pectinidae
Product: proline-rich transmembrane protein 2-like
Exons: 12
Coding region: 4444-5013 (189 amino acids)
Cellular component (GO): membrane
Source: RefSeq, a predicted model, not a curated record